Coffea eugenioides is the source of this 1605-nucleotide messenger RNA. Its product is annotated as remorin 1.4. The record is from RefSeq and is a predicted model, not a curated record. Lineage: Eukaryota; Viridiplantae; Streptophyta; Magnoliopsida; Gentianales; Rubiaceae. Bases 483 to 1577 code for a protein of 364 amino acids. The transcript has 3 exons.
UUUAACAAUGCAGAGCAGAUGCAGUGCAACUAUUUUUAACUGGUACCAUAUCUAUUGAGUGGAUCUGAACUUCCCUUCGUCCCAGCCUCAGCUCUGCGAAUCUCAAAAAUCCAUACUUUCAAGGUCUUAUUCUCUGCAGUCUGCACAUUUCCUCUGUGUAUUCAGAUAAGUCGAGCAGUGAUCAAUCUAAGUAUCUUGGGCCAAUUAAUAGCGACAGCGCCUUCUUCCCAUUUCUUGUGUUGGCACUUUUUCCAGCGACUAAGUUUGUCUUUUCAUCGAGAUUUCUUUGGUUUGUGCCCUUUUGGCUGAUCAAUUUUGCCUCUUUUUCAUCUUCUUACCAAUAUGUCUUGUUCAGCGACUGAGGAGUCAAAGGCUUGAUUGAAGGAUUAGUUGCAUUUUUGUUCGUGGGAAAGAUGGCGCCUUUCUGCUGAUUGGAAAGUUCAGCUAGAAAGGUUUUUGGCGAAGAAUAAGAGGAGAAGUCAAUGGAGGAUAAAGGCUGUUUGAACUAUGGAAGAGCACAAGAGCUAUCUGGGAGCAGUGCUACUAUGAGUUUUGAGUUUCACAAAGGGAAUGGUGCAAAUCGCUCUUCACAUCAUCGAAUGGCCUUUGGAAAGCCGACUCCUCUGAAAUGGGACGAUGCACAAAAGUGGCUGGGUAAUCAUCUUUCAAGAGGUGGAGAGAAAAACCAGUCAAAGUCCACCCCCCGCAAUUCAAAUGCUGACGACAGAAGAUUGAUAGCUCCAGUACCAAAGGAGGAGUACCUGAGCAGCGAGGAUCAAGGAGGAAAUGCUUUUCCUGGUAUUCCAAGUAGUGUCCACUAUGAAGUAGAAACAAAGGAUAUGGACUGUGAUGAAUCGGUCUGGAGAAUCAAUAAGCCAUCAACUGGAUCCGUUUCGGUUGUUCGAUCAAUAUGUGUGAGGGAUAUGGGAACAGAAAUGACUCCUGCCGCAAGCCAAGAGCCUUCAAGAACAGCCACCCCUCUUAAAUCCACAACUCCAGCAGCUAGAAGCCCAAUAACCUCAGGAUCCUCAACCCCAUUAAGGUAUCAAAAUGGAUUCCAGAUUUCUGAAGAUGGUCAGACUCCGACAGGUAUAACAUCUGCUGAGCACAGGGGAGAGGCUGGCAGGGGCAAUGGAUCAUCAACAAGCCGAUUUGCGCGAGAAGGAGAAGAACUGAAUGCUGCAAAUAUGAGUGAAAGCCGUUCAGAUCAACCUCAAAGGCUAAAUCCUCUGGAAACCAGGGCAAUGGCUUGGGAUGAGGCUGAACGAGCCAAGUACUUGGCAAGGUAUAAGCGCGAAGAGGUGAAGAUACAAGCUUGGGAAAAUCACGAGAAAAGGAGAGCUGAGAUGGAAAUGCGAAGGAUGGAGGUGAAGGCUGAACGACUGAAGUCUCGAGCACAAGAGAAGUACACGAACAAACUCGCUGCAACUAAAAGAAUAGCAGAGGAAAAGCGAGCAAAUGCAGAAUCCAAGCUAAAUGAGAAAGCUGUGAAGACUUCUGAAAAGGCAGAUUACAUAAGGAGAACUGGCCAUAUGCCUUCUUCCUUCUCUUUCAAGCUGCCUUCCUUCUGCUGGUAGAAAGUUGCAAAAUGCAGCCCGCUCGACG